AUGAAAAGCGUACUCUCCAGAUUCAGCAGCCUUGCGGCUACUCAUGCAACGCGACCGUCGUCAGUUCGCCCCCUAUCAACGACAGCCAAAUUAAGUGCAUCAACGCCGCCACCAUCAUCGCAAAAUGGAUCAAUCAAUUCAAGAUGGCUCUCUGAGUUGCAGAGUAAGCUGAAGAAGUCUCUGGCUCUCAAGAUCUCACCCUCAAAGGCUGAGGAAGUGAGGCAACGACUCGCCUAUCUGGAUGAGAAUUGGCUGCAGCUCUCAGCGGGACGAGAGGGAUAUUUGGCUGACGAGGAGAGGAGGGGGGUUGAUCGACAUGCUGUGCAAUGGGGAGACAUGGACAUGAUGGUGAGACACGUCAACAAUGUUAUAUAUAACCGAUAUGCCGAGUCCGGCCGCGUCAAUUGGACUCGAAACCUCGCGCAGUUUUCAGACCCCAAGUACGAGCAGGAAUGGUACGAUCUGAUGACUCCCAAAGGCGUUGGCCUCAUUCUCGCAAGCAUCAGAACCGACUACAAAUUCCCCAUGACAUUCCCAGAUCGCGUCACGGUGCUGCACAAACUGGUCACAAAGCCGGAUUACAGCUCCGACCGGUUCUACCUGGAAGCCGUCAUGUACUCGGAGCAGCACAAACGACCAGCGGCGAAGUGCUUUGAGGACAUUGUGGUGUAUGACUAUAGGGCUGCCAAGAAGGCGCCCUUGAAGCCUUAUAUGGUUGAUGUGAUGCGGGCAACGUUUGAUCUGCAGGAGCAGAGAAAGCAGGAGGCUGAAAAGAAGGUGUCUGAACUGCAUGCAUUUGUGAAGGAGGUGGAGGACAGUGCUGGUGCUGCAUAG
This is a messenger RNA of Trichoderma reesei QM6a, 834 nucleotides long. RefSeq lists its product as uncharacterized. NCBI's taxonomy places the organism in Eukaryota, Fungi, Ascomycota, Sordariomycetes, Hypocreales, Hypocreaceae. The record is from RefSeq and is a predicted model, not a curated record. Gene Ontology annotation, molecular function: fatty acyl-CoA hydrolase activity. The transcript has 4 exons. The coding region runs from base 1 to 834 and encodes 277 amino acids.